AUGGUCUCCUUCACUUCGUUGAUUGCGCUCCUCUCUGCGACCACUGGAGCUUUUGCCUCCACUGGAGACAUUGAAAAGCGCUACUCCUCUAGCUCCACGGGAACCAACAACGGCUAUUACUAUUCCUACUGGACGGACGGAACUGCCGAAGCAACCUAUUCCAACGGUGAUAGCGGUGAAUAUAGCGUCACCUGGUCUGGUGAUGUUGGAAACUUUGUUGCAGGAAAGGGUUGGAACCCAGGUAGCCAACGCACUGUUACCUACUCGGGUAGCUUCAAUCCUGAUGGAAACGCCUAUCUCUCCGUCUAUGGAUGGAUGACCGACCCCCUCGUUGAGUACUAUAUUGUUGAGUCCUACGGUGACUACAACCCGUCUUCCGGGGGCACAUACAAGGGCACCGUCACCAGUGAUGGCGGUACCUACGAUGUCUACCUGAACCAGCGGGAUAACGCAGCAUCGAUCCAAGGAACAGCUACCUUCAACCAAUACUGGUCGGUCCGCCAAUCUAAGCGCGUCGGGGGUACUGUUACUACAAGCAACCACUUCAGCGCCUGGGAGAGCCUUGGCUUGGAACUUGGAUCCUUCACCGAUGGUGCCUACAUGAUCCUUGCCACGGAAGGCUAUGAAAGCAGCGGCUCCUCGGCUAUUACAGUCGAGUAA
Penicillium atrosanguineum is the source of this 660-nucleotide messenger RNA. RefSeq names its product glycoside hydrolase family 11 protein. NCBI's taxonomy places the organism in Eukaryota, Fungi, Ascomycota, Eurotiomycetes, Eurotiales, Aspergillaceae. The record is from RefSeq and is a predicted model, not a curated record. Gene Ontology annotation, biological process: xylan catabolic process. The transcript is spliced from 3 exons. Gene Ontology annotation, molecular function: hydrolase activity, hydrolyzing O-glycosyl compounds. The coding region runs from base 1 to 660 and encodes 219 amino acids.